This is a messenger RNA of Mercenaria mercenaria, 6350 nucleotides long. RefSeq names its product neuroglian-like. Bases 108 to 4235 code for a protein of 1375 amino acids. Gene Ontology annotation, biological process: axon guidance; cell-cell adhesion. Lineage: Eukaryota; Metazoa; Mollusca; Bivalvia; Venerida; Veneridae. Gene Ontology annotation, cellular component: plasma membrane; axon. The record is from RefSeq and is a predicted model, not a curated record. The transcript is spliced from 26 exons. Gene Ontology annotation, molecular function: protein binding.
AUUUACCUUUUGAUUCUAAUUUUCAUUACAACCCCCAUGACCUGAAUUUUUAAAAUGGCGGACAGUAAAUAUUUGUGAAAAUUGUACAGGUAAACAAGAUUGCAGAGAUGUUACUUAGAAUUACCAUUUGCCUGUUGUAUUUGUGGACAGCAUCUGCAGUAAAUCGUCCACCGAACAUCUACCUACAGCCGUUAGAUAAAGAUAUUUACUACAAGCCGGGAGAGUCAGUUGAGAUAUUAUGUAUAGCUGAUGGUAUACCGAAACCAAAGUAUCUGUGGAAACGUAAUGGAGAAUCAUAUAAUCCCAGCGGUCAAGAUGACCGUGUGGUCCAGCUGCCUAAUCAAGGUACCAUAGUGUUCAACAGUCCCGAGGAUAAAGACGAGGGUAUAUUUCAGUGUUUCGCCGACAAUGGUUAUGGAAUCUCUGCCUCAGUUAAAAUCAACUUGAGAGAGGCUAAAUUAAAGAAGUUUGCCUAUGAGCCUAGACGCACAAGCAGAGUUGCUGCUGGAAAGGAUCUGACAUUGCCCUGUACCCCGCCCCAGAGUUACCCACCAGCAGAUGUAUACUGGGUGUUAAAGGAGCCUGAUGGCAGAUGGCAGGCAAUCAACUUUGACAAAAGAGUCAGUAUGGAUAUUGAAGGAAAACUAAGAUUCACAAAUGUGAAGAAGUCAGAUGAACAAGGCGGACGGGCGUACUCCUGUAUGGCUAUCAACUACUUCAUGAGAGAUAAUGCAAUUGGUCCAGAACAUGUGGUGGAGGUCUUAGGAUCCACAGAACAAAAGCGUCCAGCCCAUGAGUUGUGGACGUCACCUAGUGACCAGUUCUUUGUGAAGGGUGGAACGCUACGCCUCAAAUGUAUUUUUGCUGGAAACCCAACACCAGAUGUGUACUGGGAGAAACUUAAAGGAACAUUUCCUGACCGAGCAAAAUUUAAGAGUUUUGGACAGGAAUUACACAUCAGCAAUGUUCAGGAAUCAGACGCUGGACAGUAUGAGUGUAUGGGUCUGAACACAGAGUCCACACAGAGAGCUACAAAAGCCUUUGAUGUUAGAAUUGAAUCUGCACCAUAUUGGGUAGAGGAACCAGUGGAAGUUGAGGCCAGUAUCAACGAAAAGGCAACGUUUAUCUGCAAGGCUGGUGGCGACCCUAAACCUGCAUAUGCUUGGUACAUCAACGGUGUCGCACUGGAAGAUAGGCAAAAUGAGGUCGGGGUUCGAGAUCCACGUAUCUAUAACAACAACCGGUUCUUUAAGAAAGACGCGCACAAUAUAACCCUGACGAAUCUCACCUUAGAAGAUCACAUGAACAUCCAGUGUAACGCCAGUAACAAACAUGGAUAUGUGUUCUCCGAUGUCUACCUCAAUGUACUUGCUGAGAAACCAACAAUUAUCAAACCACCUCCAGCCAGUAGAAAGGUAGCAGAAAGUAAAUCAGUGACUCUCGACUGCUUAGUGACAGGAAAACCAGACCCGACAGUCACUUGGUACAGGGAUCAGAGUCUUAUUACAGGAGGACGGUUUCAAAUUCUGCCAAAUGGGAACUUGCAUAUUGAGAAAGUGGUGAUGGCAGAUGCAGGUGAUUAUCGGUGUAGGGCAAAGAACAUAUAUGGUGAAGUGACUUCAUCCACUUGCAAAACUCAGAUCAGACGAAAAACAAGGAUUGAACAGUAUCCAUUAGAUCUGGAAGUAAUCGCAGGCUAUGAUGCCAAGUUUACAUGCUCAGGAUCUACCGAUUUUGAUGAAGCGGCUAACAUGGAGGUGUACUGGGAGAAAGAUGAUAAACGUGUGUCGAUAAAUGAGCAGAGGAUGACACAAAACUUCCAGGAUAAUUCCUUGACUAUUUCGGGAACGAUUGUCAGGGACUCUGGAGUUUACACCUGCAUAAUCAAAACUGGUUUAGAUGAAGACAGGGCAUAUGCUAUUUUAACCGUUAAAGAUCGGCCUGACCCUCCAUCAGGAGUUGAAAUAGAAAGAUGUCGCGAUUCUUCCGCUGACCUUAAAUGGAUCAAGGGCAUCGAAAACAAUGCACCAGUUCAGUACUUCAUUGUUCAGUACACGACCUCAUUCAACCCCGACCAGUGGGUCUCGGCGAAAACUGUUGAUUACUCUCAAAAUACAGCUACUAUUGACCUUCAGCCGUGGGCAAACUACACGUUCAGGGUGAUAGCAACAAAUAAAAUUGGUGCAAGUUCUCCCAGUGAGAAGACGAAGAAAGUUUGCCGUACAAAUCCAGCUCAACCAGAUAGAAAUCCACAGAACGUGAGGAAUAUUGGAGACACAAGAAACAUGCUCAAAAUUCAGUGGAUUCCAAUGAACGAGUUGGAACAUAACGGACCUGGGUUUAAGUACCAGCUGACAGUGAAGGAACGAGGAAGUACACGGUCAGAAACAUAUAAUAUAGACAACUGGAGAAAUGAUACAAUAGAGAUACCAAAGAGCAAGCCGUAUACGCCAUACCUGGUUAAACUACAGGCCAAAAAUAAUGUUGGAGAUGCGAAAGAAGAUCCAACUGAAUAUACACUGUACUCUUAUGAAGACAUACCAAAAGUGCGGCCGUCUGAAGUGGAUGUUACAGAUAUAGGUAAUACAUUUGCUACGCUCACUUGGAAAUGGGAUUCAUUAUGGCAGGAAGAGCAAGGGGAGAUGACUCAGAUUCAGGGUCAAUUGAAAGGAUUCAGGAUCCAGUACUGGCGUACUAACGAAAAGGUGAGCACAUUCCGUGAGGUUGAAGUUCCUCUCGCGGAAGUGAUGCCUAAAGAUCCUCCACCAUCCGGCAUGAUGAUACCAUCCUCAUACCUGUUAAAGAAUCUCUCACCAUACAGCAAUAUGCAAGUUCAAAUCUGUGUCAUCAACAACUUUUUCGUCGGCCCACCAAGUGAUGCCAAAGGAUUUAAUACAUUUGAAGGAGUGCCUGGUCCUGUACCCAAGUUUGAGGCUCGGGUGAGAACUAGUAAUUCCUUUGUACUGUUCUGGCAGAGACCAGACAAUGAAGAUCUCAAUGGUAUAAUUACAGGUUAUGACCUCGGAUAUCAAACAGUUGAGGGUCUAGAGCUCGGAGCUUUCCAUGACCGUGAAGAACAGAUCAAUGACCCAAUGGCAACACAGGCUGUACUGAGUGGUCUGUUACCAGAUAGGAAAUACCGAGUUCAUAUAUUUGCCCGUACCAGAUACGGCCGUGGAGAAGGCGUUUUUAUAGAAGUGUCGACAACAAGCAAAGCAGCCCUCGGCUCACCUGUGUUUGAUGUUAAGGAUAUAAUGGAGACGUCAAUCAAUGUGACAUGGGCACCAGGAGCUAGCACUGGAGCACAUGUGGUGUAUUACGUAGAAUUCAGAAAGGAUGGUGCUGCCGACUGGCAGAGGUCCAAUGAUGAGGUGAUGAGAAACUACAAAAACCUCAAUAAUCUUGAGAAAGGAACUUACUAUGAAAUACGAGUGGUGGCCUUCGAUGGGUACAACCGUGCUGCUAGUGAGAGUCAGGUUGUCGGAACUGUUGGCUUUGCUGCAGCAAGGGCAGUGGCCGCAAACUAUGGUUGGUUCAUUGGCAUGUUGAUAUCGGGUUUGAUAUUCAUCGGAAUUGUUAUAUUUAUAUACUUCAUACACAGACGUAGGAAGGAUGUAGAGGAAAUACCUAAAACAAGAAAAGGAGCUGUUAUCAAAGACAAUGCACCGAUGCGAAGGGACGAUGACUUCGAUAGGGACUCAAGGGGACAGUAUAAUGACUAUUACAAAGAUGACAGAAAAAGAUAUAGAAAUGAACGCUACGAGGAUUACGAAAGAGAGAAAUACGAUUCACGUGAUGAGCCGGUGGCAAGAGGAAUUUCUAAUCAUGACUACGAUGAGAAACAUGGCGGUUACCAUGACGACCAUGACCGUGAUGAUUAUAAUAGGGACUCUUACAAGGACGAUUAUAGGGAUUCGUAUAGAGAUGAUUAUGACCGGGAUUCAUAUAGGGACGAUUAUGAUAGGGAUUCAUACAGGGACGAUUACGAUGAUAGGGACCGUCAUUAUGAUGAUGAUGAUUAUGAUAGAGACUACAAACGUGAGAAAGACGGAUAUGACGACUAUGAUGAAGAUCGAGAACCUCCGCGGUAUGACCGAGCCCCAAAGUACGAUCGGGAAAUGAGCGACGAUCGGAACAGAGUGAGCAUAGAUGGCGAGAAGGAGUAUCAAAGCGAACCCUCCAAGUUUGACGACGAAGGCGCACCGAUUGAAAAGCCGGCGUCUACAUUCGUGUAAUAAACUGUGUAUAUAGCAGCAUUCAGUUUAAUGGAACUUAGUCAGUGACAUAUGCAUUGAAAUACUGACAUUUCAAUCUGUAAAAUAUUUUUUUGUAAAAUUCCCAUUCUGUUCAAAAUAAUAGGGAAAUAAUUUCAGGUAAUAUAUUAUGAAAUCAUUUUCUUUAUAGAUACCUGCUCAACUGUUUGUCAGAUGAUAAAUAUCUUUGCAACUUACUAACUUGAACUCAAAAUCUAGACUUUUUUAAAAUAAAUAUUUCGAUACAUAAUAAUUUUAUAUGAAUGUUUCUUUAAACCAGCCAUACUGAGUGGUUUAAUGUAAUUUAAACAUAAAUAAUAUCAUAAAUGACCUAAUAAUAAUAAUACAUUAUCAUGAAUAUGCUGAAUAGUAUUACAAUUUUGCAUAUUUGUUACGCAGUUAUUUUGCUUAACCAAUCAGAUUUAUUGUUGGAAACAUAGUAGUACUGCCUUAAAUAUAUAGAACAUUUUAUGAUUUAGGUUGACCAUGGUCAUCAGAUUAAUUAUUAAAAAGCUAUUCAUGUCUGCUAUAUAUAGUUCAUAUCAUAAUUAGGGGUUGAAAUUUCAGAUUCAUUAUUGAAUAAUAUAUAAAUAUCAUAUGGCAGCGUGUGUGACAUUGAUAUUGUCAACCCGAGGGCAGAAUGUCACCCGAGGCGAAAGCCGAGUGGUGACAUUCUGUUUCGAGGGUUGACAAUAUCAAUGUCGCACACGCUGUCAUAUGAUAUUUAUUUUAUUAUACCGAACAAAAUUAAGCACAUAAAAAAGUUUUUAAAAAGUUUUUAAUUCAUUUAAUACAACAGUUUCAUCUUUAGCGCGGUAACCACCUGUGUACACAUUGAAUAGUGACGUCAUUACAAUAUGACAUUGUGUACAAGGGAGGUAAUCAUUUGACCAAAAAAAUGAAGCAGUUAUUUGCCCUUAUAUGACAUUCAAAAUAUCAGCGCGGUCACAUGACCUGACAGUCACUUUUGCUAGGUCACGUGUCAAAAAUGUUGAAAAUGUUUCUGAUAGUCAAAAUAUCUCUUUUUCGGGUAAUGGGAUUUUACCAUUGUAGACAAAAGUGAGGUAUAAUAAUUUAUAAUGUCUGGUGUAUUUAGUACAUAUCAUAUUUCAGGUAAACCAAACAGGUUUAUGAAUUAUUAUGCUAUUUUUAUACAUAUCACCAUAGCAUUUUGCUGCUCAAAAGCAAUUGUACAUUUUGUAAAUAUUUGUAUGUUUGAUAUGUUAAGAGUGUAUGACAUUACAAUCUACAACUGCAUUUUAUAAAAUGCCUUUCUUGAAAGCCUGAAUACGUAUUUUAGAUCUGUGAACAUUUACACAAUACUACUGCAAUACUUCCAUUUUAUCACAAAAUUCCAGUUUUCAUUUUAUUCCAGAUUAAAAAUAUUUAAAAAAAACCCAACAAGUUUUGUAAAAAAGCAAAUACUUUCAUGUAAUCUUUAAAGACCUUUAAAGGGGCAUACAUCUAGAUUAAUGGCUAAUUCUUCUUAAAUGUGGAAAACUCUUUGAAUUGUUAAUAACUUGAAAUGAGAAGUAUAACUGAAGUAACUUAGUGAGUUCAAGGCAAUAUUUAUUUAUUUAAAAACUCUGUUGUAAUUCGUAAAAUAAGGAGAAAAUUCUCAAAAAUGCAAGUCACACAUUGAAACAUUUGAUGUCAUCGAAAAAUAGAGAGAGUUUAGUUGUCCUUUAUAUCAUAAUUUCCAUAAUAUUGAUUAGUUUUUGAUAAUUUAUAGACAUCGCAAUCUGUUUUUAAAAAAAAUGACUUUGUGUUCUUUUUGAGGUAUGCCCCUUUAAAGAAAAAGCAUUUUUUGAAGAAAUUUUUGUGGGUAUUUAUAAUUAUUUGAUUUCAGUCAUGCAGUUUUUUUUUUCGAAUAUAGUGCUACAAUUGAUCAAUAAUGUACAUAGAGCAUGAUUUGUAAAGAUUAGACAGUUUUAGUUUUUCAUGGGAUAUAUAUUUUUACUCACAGACCAUGCAGACUGGUGUUUCAGAAAACAAUUGUACUGAAUUAAGCAUAUCUGUAGUUAAUACAUUCCAUUUUACACAAUAAUCAUUUGUAUUUUAUAGCAUAUUUUUUUCUAAUAAAAAUAUUUGUACCAA